AUGUCAACAUUUGUCACGGUGGAGGGGGUCCCCAACGUUCGAGAUAUCGGAGGCUAUGCAUGCAAUCCUCCGGUUGCAGUCACUUCCGACGCGGCUCCAGAUCCCAAGGAUGAGACCGAGGCACCCUGGUCCAUUCGGACUGGUCUUCUCUUCCGCGCGGCGCAACCAUCCCAAAUCACCGCCGUCGGGGUGAAGACGCUGACGGAGACCCUCGCCAUCCGUGCGAUUUUUGACUUUCGCUCGGCGAGUGAGAUCGACCUCGUGGCCAAGCGGUACCCCAGCGCCCUGCUGGAGAUUCCAGGAACAGCCCGCUUCGCGGUCCCGGUCUUCCAAGAAGGUGACUAUUCCCCGGUCUCGCUCGCCAAAAAGUAUGGCGUCACCGGGGAACAGUCGGAGUCGAACUCGGCGCCGGACCAGGUCGAGACCUUUAGGCCGGGCUUUGUCAAGGCUUACGAAGCUAUUGCCCGCAGCGCGGCUCAAACAGGCAGUUUCCGGGCCAUCAUGCGGCAUCUCCUGCACCACCCCGCAGAGGCGAUCCUGUUUCACUGCACCGUGGGCAAGGAUCGCACCGGGGUCUUUUCUGCACUGAUCCUCAGGCUCUGCGGGGUUGCGGAUGAGGAUAUUGCUGCGGAUUAUGCACUGACGACCCAUGGCCUGGGGGCGUGGCGGGAACACCUUAUCGCUCGACUACUGCAGCGAGGUGAGGCUGCGACCAGGGAACAAGCCGAAGCCGUGAUCAGCAGCGAUCCCAGAGAUAUGAGAGCCUUUCUGAGAGAGGUGAUCGACGCCGAGUUUGGGGGCGCCAGAAAAUAUUUUGUGGAUUUCUGUGGGAUUUCGGAAGAUGAAAUCGAUCAAAUUAUUCGCCGGCUUGUUGUACGACAAGCGAUCUCCAAAGGUAUCUAG
Penicillium oxalicum is the source of this 903-nucleotide messenger RNA. RefSeq names its product tyrosine-protein phosphatase. The transcript has a single exon. NCBI's taxonomy places the organism in Eukaryota, Fungi, Ascomycota, Eurotiomycetes, Eurotiales, Aspergillaceae. The record is from RefSeq and is a predicted model, not a curated record. Gene Ontology annotation, biological process: dephosphorylation. Gene Ontology annotation, molecular function: phosphoprotein phosphatase activity. The coding region runs from base 1 to 903 and encodes 300 amino acids.